Zychaea mexicana is the source of this 1887-nucleotide messenger RNA. RefSeq lists its product as uncharacterized. Lineage: Eukaryota; Fungi; Mucoromycota; Mucoromycetes; Mucorales; Lichtheimiaceae. The coding region runs from base 412 to 1776 and encodes 454 amino acids. The record is from RefSeq and is a predicted model, not a curated record. The transcript is spliced from 4 exons.
UGUUUGUUCCGUCAAUGCGUCCCCUUAAAUACUUCAAGAAAAGCGUAUAUUAAUUCUUUCUAAAUAUAGGCAGCGCAGCGAAGAUCGUCGUCAGGAAGUGGAGAUGCUCCUGGAUACUCAGACAGCCACAAUUGAAGAUCUGACCCGCAAGGUAACCUGUUUCUGUGUGUGGAGUCUUAUUCCUCCUUCCACGCUAUCGCUAUAGUGUGUACUAAAUAGAGCCCAAAAACCUUGCAUCGUGAACAUUAGGGCGAAGACCUUGCCAAGCGCGCAGAACAAGCUACGAGACUGAAUGAUCAGCUUGACGAAUACCGCCAUGCAGCCGAAAAGCUCCAAAAGGCCGAAAACGUGAUUGAAAAAUACAAGAAAAAGCUGGAGGAGAGUGCUGAUUUCCGACGCCAGAUCAAGGCUAUGGAAGAACAAAACCAUACCUUGAUGGAUCGCAACCAACAGAUUGAAGAAGAGUACCGCAAGGUGCUUGCUUUUAAAACAUUGAUGGAUUCAUACAAGGAGCAGGUCGCCAACCUUGAGACAGCCAACAAGACCUUGAUUCGUGAUAAGAACAAGAUGGAAUAUGAGCUGCAGCACAUCACCAAAAAGGUGGAAAUUCUUGAAGCGGAUCGAGCUCGUGACAUGGACCGUAUCCAAGUGCUUGAAGAGAAUCUGCAAGAAGUCCAACUCGGUGGCACCGUCGAUCCAGUGAUGUCUCGACACGAAGUUGGUGACGACACGGAUGACAUGGAUUUGGACGAGGGCGGUUUUAAUGAUUCUUUGGAAGAGUCACUCAAGGAAUCCAACGUGACUGAAUUAAAACUUUCCAAGCGUCGUCUUGAGCGCCAGAUAAAAACGUUACAAGAAGAAAAUGCAUCUGGACGUGAUCAGCGUGAGCUUGUGCUGAAGCACUUGCUAGAAGACGCCAAUCGUCUUAAGAACCAGUUCGAGAAGAACUACUUGGACGUUUCACAAGAGCGUGAUAUCCUCCAAAGUGACAUGGCUCGCAUUCGUGAAAACGUUCCAGACGCACUCGUUGACCAGUCGCAGCACACACUAUCUCUCCGUUUGCACAUCGUUGAUCUCGAAAAAGAAUCCAAGAACUUACGCGAAGAAAACUCCAAACUCGAAGCAAAGAUUGCCGAGGGCAAAUUUGCAUUUGGCGACAAUGCUGAAGAAUUCAGACAGAUGUCUGAGCGCACGCACCAGCUUGAAGAGCAGACCAAGAAGCAGCUUCAACAAAUCAACAAACUCUUGCUCGAAAAAGAUCAUUUGCAAGGACAGAGCAUCGAACAAAAGGACUUGUUGCUCGAAAAGGAACGUCUCAACAGCGAGAUGAAAGCAUCUCUUGCAGCAUUUGAAGCCAAGGACGACGAGCCAAUCAAGCAAGAGAACGCACGCUUACAGCAGCAAGCCAUCCAUUAUCAAGAGCAGAUCCGCGAGCUAAAGAUCAAGAACAAGAAGGCCAAGGAUUUCAUUAUGCAGCAGGACAAGAUCAUCAAGGACGGCAAAGGCUCCGGAAGUGGCGAUGGCAACUAUGGUGAGGCUGUGGCAUCACUACAGGCAGAGUUGCGACUGCGUGACGAAGAAAACGAAAAACUUAGAAAGCAAUUACACGAGGUGCGGCUACAGACGCGCCGUGAGCAGCAGCUGAUCAUCUCGGCAUGGUACGAUGUCGCACGCCGUACACACAAAGAACUCGUAAAUUCCAAGGUAGCACCGCGUUCGAAUUCUUGGCUUGGACAACAGCGCAGAGUCCUGGAGAGCCAGCUCAGACGGCGAUAAAUCAAUCAGCACCCUCAUAUACUCAUCGCACUCACUCACUCCAUCACUCCCUCCCUCACUCACUCACUCACUUUCUCGCACUCGCUCAAACAUAUUCUAUUACACCUCACA